UUUUUUUUUCACUUUUCUUUUCCUUUUUCUUCUUUUUUUUACUAUCAUGAUUCCUCGCGUUUUAAGAUCCCGUGUACUUACUCAAGCAGUCAACUUGACUCGCUCAACUCAAUCUGUUCGUUGUUUAUCUACUUUUGAGAAACAUCGCUCUGUAUUUGAUGCACUUGGACUUGAAAGAACAGGCAACAAAGGUGUAUUUGAUGGUGAAUGGAAAGGAUCAGGCGAAAUUAUCCCUUCUUAUAACCCAGUCAACAAUGAAGUGAUUGCUGAAGUCAUUACUGGCACUACGGGUGAUUUGGAUGUAGCUUUUGAGAAAGUUGCUGAAGCUCAAAAGAUCUGGAGAGAACUUCCUGUACCUAAACGCGGUCAUGUCUUGCUUACUAUGAGAAAUGCUCUUGUUGAUAGUUUGGAGCCCCUCGGUAAGCUUGUUGCACUUGAAAUGGGUAAGAUUUUGCCUGAAGGUAUUGGCGAAGUUCAAGAGUACAUUGAUAUCUUGGAAUACGCAUUGGGCCUUUCUCGUACACUUCAAGGUGCUGUCAUCCCUUCUGAAAGACCUGGACAUGCUAUGUUGGAAACCUGGAAUCCUCUUGGAACUGUAGGUAUUAUCAGUGCUUUCAACUUUCCUGUUGCUGUUUACGGUUGGAACUGUGCUAUUGCUCUUGUGACCGGUAAUGGUACGAUUUGGAAGCCUGCUCCUACGACAUCACUUGUUUCUGUCGCUGCAACAAAGAUCAUUGCCAAAGCAUUAAAAGAUCAUGGUCUUCCUACUUCUCUCUGUGCUCUAGUCACUGGUGGAAACGACGUUGGUGCUGCUAUGGCUGCUGAUAAACGUGCCCAUGUGCUUUCCUUCACUGGUUCUACUAAUGUUGGUAGAGAAGUAGGCAAAGUGGUACAAGGCAGAUUCGGUCGUUCUAUUCUUGAACUAGGUGGUAACAAUGCCAUCAUCGUUACUGAGGAUUGUGAUCUUGAUUUGGCUGCCAGAGCCAUUUUAUUUGCUGCUGUCGGUACUGCAGGUCAGCGCUGUACAACAACACGUCGUUUGAUCGUGCAUGAGUCUGUUUACGACACCUUAGUCGAGAGACUCAAGAAGGCUUAUGCUCAAGUCAAGGUGGGCGACCCAUUAGAUCAAGGUGUCUUGUGCGGCCCUCUUCAUACCAAGGGAGCUGUGGACAUCUAUAGAAAAGCGCUUGAUAAAGUAAAGCAAGAAGGCGGUGAAAUCAUUUGUGGUGGACGUGUGUUUGAUGAUGGACCCUUAAAGGAUGGUAACUUUGUUGAGCCUACUAUGACCCGUGUCCGCCCUGAUAUGGAAGUUGUCCAAAACGAAGCCUUUGUUCCUAUUCUCCAUACCAUGACCUACAAGACUUUAGAUGAAGCCAUCGCUAUUAACAAUAGUGUGGCUCAAGGUUUGUCAAGCUCUAUUUUCACAAGCAAUCCCUCAACUAUCUUUAAAUGGAUUGGUCCUUCUGGUUCUGAUUGUGGUAUCAUCAAUGUCAACAUUCCUACCAAUGGUGCUGAAAUUGGUGGCGCUUUUGGUGGUGAAAAGGAAACAGGUGGUGGUCGUGAAAGUGGUAGUGACAGUUGGAAACAAUAUUGUAGACGUGGUACUUGUACCAUUAAUUAUUCUGGAGCUCUUCCUUUAGCUCAAGGUAUUAACUUUGGUUAGAUAAAAUAAAAAAGCUUUUUAUUUAUUUAUU
Gilbertella persicaria is the source of this 1694-nucleotide messenger RNA. Its product is annotated as Aldehyde/histidinol dehydrogenase. Gene Ontology annotation, molecular function: aldehyde dehydrogenase (NAD+) activity. NCBI's taxonomy places the organism in Eukaryota, Fungi, Mucoromycota, Mucoromycetes, Mucorales, Choanephoraceae. Bases 47 to 1663 code for a protein of 538 amino acids. The transcript has 4 exons. The record is from RefSeq and is a predicted model, not a curated record.